GAAUACUUGAAGGUAGUGUUUGAUUGUGACAAGAAUUUCAAGGGACUUUGGAAGGCUGAGCGAAAAUGUCGAGACAUACUGCGGUAGCUAUAUGUUUCUGGAAAAGAAUUGUCCUACUGAUGGUCGGGUUAUGUUCACCAUCUAGGUACCUGAAUAGACGCGGAGACCCCCGAGCAAGAGCUCGAGAAACUCAUGUCUACUCCGUCUUUACGCCGGUGGGGAUCUUCGCUAUUACGAUACUCAGCGAUAUCGUGCCGUUUCUGGGUCCUUCUUCUAUUCGGCCACGACCGCUCGCCGGGGGACCCCGCGUGGUAUUGAUGUCGUCCACCUAGGUAGGCAAGAGCGAAGUCGGUUGUCAAGUGGAACGUGCACUCCGCCUGAGAUAAGGAAUCGGUGACCGUGGAGAAACCACCUUUGUGGAAGACCACGUAGAGACUGUU
This is a messenger RNA of Aureobasidium pullulans EXF-150, 440 nucleotides long. RefSeq lists its product as uncharacterized. The coding region runs from base 66 to 332 and encodes 88 amino acids. The record is from RefSeq and is a predicted model, not a curated record. Lineage: Eukaryota; Fungi; Ascomycota; Dothideomycetes; Dothideales; Saccotheciaceae. The transcript has a single exon.